AUGGAAUCCUCAGUGGCAGCCGAUCUGGUUCAAUUCUUGAAUGCUUCUCCAACAGCUUUUCAUGCAGUUGAGGAAGCCAAGAAGAAGUUAAUAAGUGCAGGGUAUAAACAAAUAUCAGAGAGACAGGAAUGGGAUUUAGAAGCUGGCAAGAAAUAUUUCUUCACCAGGAAUCACUCCACUAUCGUUGCUUUUGCUAUUGGUGAAAAAUAUGUUGCCGGGAAUGGAUUUUAUAUAGUUGGUGCUCACACUGAUAGUCCAUGCCUGAAAGUAAAGCCAGUUUCAAAGGUAUCGAAAGGUGGGUUUCUGGAAGUUGGGGUGCAAACAUAUGGAGGGGGCUUGUGGCAUACAUGGUUUGACCGCGAUUUAAGUAUUGCCGGAAGAAUAAUAAUAAGAGAACGGAAAGAUGGUUCAGAAUCCUACUCACACUGGCUUGUCAGAAUUGAGGAGCCUAUAAUGCGAAUCCCUACAUUGGCAAUUCACUUGGACAGAGGAGUUAAUGAUGGAUUCAAGGUGAACACAGAAAGUCAUCUUGCUCCAGUAUUGGCUACAUCAGUUAAGGAAGCCAAGAAGAAGUUAAUAAGUGCAGGGUAUAAACAAAUAUCAGAGAGACAGGAAUGGGAUUUAGAAGCUGGCAAGAAAUAUUUCUUCACCAGGAAUCACUCCACUAUUGUUGCUUUUGCUAUUGGUGAAAAAUAUGUUGCCGGGAAUGGAUUUUAUAUAGUUGGUGCUCACACUGAUAGUCCAUGCCUGAAAGUAAAGCCAGUUUCAAAGGUAUCGAAAGGUGGGUUUCUGGAAGUUGGGGUGCAAACAUAUGGAGGGGGCUUGUGGCAUACAUGGUUUGACCGCGAUUUAAGUAUUGCCAGAAGAAUAAUAAUAAGAGAACGGAAAGAUGGUUCAGAAUCCUACUCACACUGGCUUGUCAGAAUUGAGGAGCCUAUAAUGCGAAUCCCUACAUUGGCAAUUCACUUGGACAGAGGAGUUAAUGAUGGAUUCAAGGUGAACACAGAAAGUCAUCUUGCUCCAGUAUUGGCUACAUCAGUUAAGGCUGAGCUCAACAAACCAGUUGCUGAGAAUGUUUCUGUUGAAAGUGAAGUUCCAACCGAUGGGAAGAAGAUCAAAGAAACUAAAAAUAGUCCAAAGCAUCACUCUCUUCUUUUGCAGCUUAUUGCAGCUCAGACAGGAUGUGAUCCAGAUGACAUAUGUGAUUUUGAAUUGCAAGCAUGUGAUACUCAACCAAGUACUAUUGCCGGUGCCAUGAAUGAAUUUAUUUUCUCUGGAAGACUGGAUAAUCUCUGCAUGUCAUUUUGUUCUUUAAAGGCAUUGAUCGAGUCGACCUCCUCUGAAAGUAGUCUCCAAGAUGAGACUGGCGUAAGAAUGGUGGCCUUGUUCGAUCACGAGGAAGUCGGAUCUGAUUCAGCACAAGGAGCUGGAUCUCCUGUCAUGUUGGAUGCUUUAUCACGAAUCACGAGUUCCUUUAGCUCAGAUACAAAGUUGCUACCAAAAGCAAUUCAGAGGAGUUUCCUAGUCUCAGCUGACAUGGCUCAUGCCUUGCAUCCUAAUUACAUGGACAAGCAUGAAGAAAAUCAUCAACCUAGAAUGCAUAGUGGGCUGGUCAUUAAGCACAAUGCAAAUCAACGAUAUGCAACCAAUGCAGUUACUUCCUUUGUAUUUCGGGAGAUAGCAACCAAGCAUGGUCUUCCUGUACAGGAUUUUGUGGUUCGGAACGAUAUGCCCUGUGGUUCAACCAUCGGUCCCAUUUUGGCAAGUGGUGUAGGCAUCCGCACAGUUGAUGUUGGAGCUCCUCAGUUGUCAAUGCACAGUAUUAGAGAAAUGUGUGCAGUUGAUGAUGUUAAGCAUUCGUACGAGCACUUCAAGGCAUUUUAUGAAGAGUUCUCGCAUCUGGAUGCAAAAAUUACAGUGGACAUCUAG
Fraxinus pennsylvanica is the source of this 1929-nucleotide messenger RNA. The record is from the annotation of a GenBank genome assembly. Lineage: Eukaryota; Viridiplantae; Streptophyta; Magnoliopsida; Lamiales; Oleaceae.